AUGGCGAGUGAUUGUCGACGCCCACUCUGGGAGCUGAGUCCGGCCCGGAAAGCGGCCGCCGAGGCCAACAGGGCGGUGCUGAAGGCCCGGAAGGCCGAGGCCGGCAAGCCAAGGCCCGCCCCCCGCCUCCUCCGGCCAACGUUGUUUCCUGCGUUGGGAGACAGUUUGAGCGGAGGCGGGGGCGGGCCAGGCCUGUACGCCGGGAAAAUACAAAAACAAGGCCGCCUGCAGCCCCUCUUGGCCUGGCCCCCAGUCGAGGGCCCACUGCCCACAGUGGGCAAAGCCGAGGAGCGCCCGGGCUUGGGCGGGCCUUCUUGUAGGGCCAGGAGGAGGCCCCACGCGCAGGGCGAGCUCCGGCCUCUCCUGCUGCCCGCCCUGGAUCCCCCGCGCCAGCCCCCGCCAACCGCCAACAUCCGGGGACUCCACCAGGAGGAGCACUUCCUGCCGGAGAUCCGGCCGACCUCCGGACUGCGGGAGCUAGAACCUUUUCAGGAAGUGAUUGUCCGUUCUCCCAAGAUGGAACAGGAGCCAUCAGGUGCGGAAGACAUGGACCUCUUCAUGGACGUUGAACCGGACAGCGAUGGGGACUCAAACUUGCUCACACCUCAGGGAGGAAGGCAGACUGGAUUUCAACACAAGCCUCUCUCAAGAUAGAGCCACUGAGUACCUGCUGGAAAAGACAGGCAUCGUCUCUGGGCCAAGCUUCGCCCCGAGGCCAAAUCUCUUCCUGCCUGCCAUGUUGCAGGGAUAUGAGUGCUCGUACUGUGGCAAGCGGUGGCAAUGCCGAUCCAAGCUCCUCCGGCACCUCAGAACCCACACGACUGCGGGAAGAGCUUCAGUACCAGCUCGCACCUCAUCCAGCACAAAAGGGUGCACACGGGUGAGAGGCCGUACAGCUGCAAAGACUGCGGGAAAAGCUACCGGCGCCGGGCCUCCUUGGUCCAACACGAGAGAGAAAAGUGCCAGAAGGGAAGCCCCUUGAGUGCUCCGGCACCGCCGGUGGGUUACGUAGUGUUAGGGAACUGCACUUUGCUGUGCAUGAAGAAGACGGCGCAAGGCAGGAGGAACCGGGCGAUUGCUCCGGAGGGUGGGGAAGCACCUUUGACAGCUCAGCCCUUAAAUAUCUUAACAGGAUGUCCUCAAGAGAGGAGCGACGCUGACCAUUAAAGAACGAGGUAAAAUCCCCCUACAGACGGGGGCUCGCUCGAUGAAAGACAUGGGAAAGAGAGCAACCCGGAGAACGGCGACAAUUAAUAGUUCUAAAAGCAUGAGACUUGUGAGUGUCGGUUCUAGCAGUCCACAGAAAAGGAAGAGGCUCGAACAAUCCCAGAAGGGAUCGCAGAAGGAUAAUAAUAACAACAACAGAGCUUUCCCAAGUGUGCUGAAAACGGUGUGGCUUCUAUAUGAUGCGUUCCAAAUGGAAGUGCUCUUGAUCAUCACUUUGGAACAAUAAUACAGAGAAUAAGCAAGAAGAUACUAUUACCAGUCUUGAGAAGGUCUGAGUCCCAUCACAGGUCGACUACCACCCAACGCCAACUCCUACGAUAGCUGCUGCUCACCCUCGCCAACUCCAUCUCCAAUUGUGGGUCAGAAUCGCUGGGGUAAAAAAGGGGUUUCCAGCUGACAGACCUCACCAUCAUGUUGCCUCUAACACAGGCAUGGGCAAACUUUGGCCCUCCAGGUGUUUUGGACUUCAACUCCCACAAUUCCUAACAGCCGGUACCAGUUGAAGUCCAAAACACCUGGAGGGCCAAAGUUUGCCCAUGCCUGCUCUAACAACAUCAAGCAGAAACUCAGACUUUAUAGAAAAUGUGCCGAGGAAGGCCUAGGUGACUUGAUAGUAGGCUCUAUUGGUGAACCCACAACGCACAUGAAAGAAGAACACCCUAAUAUGUGUGAUCUGAUGGGACCAACCUUGCAACUUAUUUUUAACCAUAUAGAGGACCUUAAUAGGAAACUGGACUUUCUAUAUGACUGUGUAUACUUAGUAGUUAAGGACAACUUAGAACAGCUGAACACCAGGGUGGGAGAGGCUGGGGGCAACAAGGGUCUCGAGGGUGAUUACUGUAAGGCUGUAUCUCCUACUGACUACAGAGUCGACAACAGGGGGACUCGAUCACCAAUAUCCUAGCUAGAAACCCACCCACAACAGCAAAUGCAACAACCGGAUAGGCUGGCCAUAGAGAUAGACUGACAACAACAGCGUAGCAGAGAGGACAACCUCGGGAACAAUGCAAUUUUAAAUUGCUUUAUGUCUAUCUCUGAUGUUUUAUCGUUUUCAUGGUUUAAUUUAUAAUUAUUUAUUAUUAAAAUUUUAUUAUUUGUGAGGCACUGAAUUUUGCCAUUUAUUUGCUGUGAACCGCUUUGAGUCCCCUCAGGGUUGAGAAAACUGAUAAAUAAAUGCAAGCAGUAAAUAAGUAUCUAUAAAGAAGGAAAUCUCUGCUCAAAAUACUCAGGGGCGCAAAAGUUUCUUUCUAAACAAUUUGAAACAAGGGUGUUGUGGUGCAGCUCACACAAACCCUAGGCUCCACACCGUAAACGGCUAUGGGCAUUGCAGUACAGUAACUGGAAGGUCACAAAUUCUGCCAUGGCUGGCUUCAGAUGUGCUAAAUUGAGCAUUAGCCUAUUAGCCAAGUGUCAUCGUCAGUCUUCCUUGAUUUUUCCAGGUUCAAUGGGGCAUUUAACAUUGCUGAUGGGAUUAUUUAACUUAGGAGUGUGUGUGCUGUAUUUACGAGAAACAAGACAGAAAUGUUGUUCUGAUCAAAUGGACAUUUGUUCACACUCUUGAAAAACUAGCUGUCUGUAACUAAGCCUUGAUCAAAUAUUGUUAAUUGACUUUGGAGUUGUAAUAAAUAUUCAAAGUUUG
Anolis carolinensis (green anole) is the source of this 2866-nucleotide messenger RNA. RefSeq lists its product as uncharacterized. The record is from RefSeq and is a predicted model, not a curated record. The coding region runs from base 1 to 654 and encodes 217 amino acids. The transcript is spliced from 3 exons. NCBI's taxonomy places the organism in Eukaryota, Metazoa, Chordata, Lepidosauria, Squamata, Anolidae.